AUGGGCCCUUCGACUAUACAGCUCAGGCGAAAAGAGCAGAACGGCCAUUUUGAUUCCGGAAAGUCAGCCACAGCUGGCCACAUGAUGCUCGAGUUCGGUGCCGUCGAUGAGGAUACCAUGGAUGAUCUUGAAGAUGAAGCCUCCAACGCAGGAUGGGAAUCGUCCAAAUACGCUUGGAUUUUCAAUAAACUCGAUAAUGAGAUUGUCGACGAGACUAAAAUUAUUCUUAACAGACUGGGCUAUAACAGCGAUAAGGUCCCCUUUGUGCCUAUUUCUGGUCUGGAUGGGGAUAAUAUCUCGGAGGCUAGGGACUCGGCUGAUUCGUCUUGGUACCAUGGUUGGUCGAGGUAUGUUAAUGGGAUUACGGAAUAUCCCAGGAAAACCCUCCUCGAGACCAUCGAUGACAUGCACCUCCCUGGCCAAAAACCCACGGGUUCCUUUAGACUACCUAUCCAAAACGUCUGCCACACCCCCAACGUCGGUACGGUAGUCACCGGCACCGUUGUAGCGGGGACCUGCUGGCCUGGGAUGUACGUGACCCUGGCCCCGAAUAACAUCCCCGUGCAAUCCAUGCAGCAACACCACGAGUCCCUCGACGAGUGCAGCACGGGUGCCAUCGUAGGCUUAUGUUUUGGCUACACGGAUUCCGACGGCGACGACCUUGAUAUCCGCCGUGGCGAGGUCGUUAGCGACUCCGACAACCCCGCAAGUAACUGCUCCUCGUUUACGGCGCAGAUCAUCGUCACCAGUCACCCCGAUAAUAUCAAGUCCAGGUAUACGCCUGGUGUGCACUGCGGGACCGGUCGGGCGCCGUGCAGAUUCGAGAUUCUGGAUACGAUGGAGGCACGGGCUGGGCGGCGGAUUGGGAGGAAGGAGGCGAAGAAUGUGCAGGCUGCUAUGAUUAGGAUGACGCCGUUCUGUGUUGAGGGGCUUUCUGAUUAUUCUGCGCUUGGGAGGGUUGUUGUGAGGGAUUUGGGGAGGACUGUUGCUGUGGGGUCUGUGAAGUCUGUUGAGAAGUGCUGA
Messenger RNA from Aspergillus glaucus CBS 516.65, 1023 nucleotides. RefSeq lists its product as uncharacterized. Gene Ontology annotation, biological process: translation. Gene Ontology annotation, molecular function: GTPase activity. The transcript is spliced from 4 exons. Bases 1 to 1023 code for a protein of 340 amino acids. NCBI's taxonomy places the organism in Eukaryota, Fungi, Ascomycota, Eurotiomycetes, Eurotiales, Aspergillaceae. The record is from RefSeq and is a predicted model, not a curated record.